CAUGUAAGUUUCCAUAAAUCCAGAGUUGAUGCGGGUUCGACAGGCUGGUUAAUACUGUCAGUGACAGGACCAUUUCUGUUGAUAGAAGAGAGGCUGAGUAUACGGUAGAGGGCAUGGCAGAUGGCGAUCUCCUACCCAACAGGCAUCCUCUCCAAGCCAUGGAUGAUAUGAAGUGAAGAUUCACAACUAAUGACACCAUCUCCACCAAGAGGUUAAGUGCAUUUUUCAAACUGUACAUCAUGCCAUACUUUUUACCUAGCAGUAAAGAAGUAUCAACUUGAGAAACACCAAUGGAAUAAUUCUUCAGCUGAUUGAAGGAGUGUAAUAUACUCCAUCAAAUCUUACUACAGGGAAGUAUCGUCGUAUGCACACGUUUCCAUCGCCAACUCUAAAUCAUCUACUUAAAUGUUAUGAGCAGCAUCCUUGAAAUUUUUUAUUUGUCACCAAAGACAUUUCGAGCUGCAUGGACAAUCCACAACAUCCUUGAAAGCCCACAUCACCACAAAGCACCUACAGCUUAAUGAGAAACUGCUUGCAUCAUAGGCAAUCAGCAACAUCUUUGACCUUACAUCUGAUUUCUUGAAGUGCAUCAAUGGCUGUGUAACGAGCAACACUCUGAACACACAUCUGUACUAGAUCAUCCUCCUGGAUCAACUAUAGUUCACCAUGAAUGUCCUACAGGAGUUGUCGGACCAGCAUCUGAGCUGCAGCAUCUGCAUGGAGCUGUACACUGAUCCCAAACAGCUGCCUUGUCUUCACAAUUUCUGCAAGCAGUGCCUGUCAACACACAUCCUCAAAAAGGUGGCUGGCAGUGGUGAUGUUGCUUUUCCUUGUCCUGUGUGCAGGAACAUGUGUAAGCCUGCAAAUCCUGAUCCCAGUAAGAUCAUGGAAUGGGUAGACUCCUUCCCAGACAACUUCUUCAUCAAGAAUCUGAUGGACACUUUUGAGACCCAGAGUCGGACUACUGGGUCUAUGACAGUGGAAGAUCAGCUUCAGGCUCUUGUUGUAGAGGCUGAGACAUGUCCAAGGCAUAAGAAGGAGAACGUCUUGGUAUACUGUACUGUGAAGAAGGGUGGAGCCUGUGGACUCUGUCUGCAGAGCUCAAUCCAUGAUGACUGUGCCAAAAGUCAUCUGACUCUAGACAAAGCUCAAAACCUUGCUGGAAACCGUUUAAAAGAUUUUAAGAAGAGAGUUGGGACCCUGUCUUCAAGGAUUGAAACAGUUAAUCAAAAGCUGUCUUCAAAACCAGAUGAACUCAAAUUUAAGAAGGAGGAACUGGCACUUGAGAUUUCACAACAUUUCACUGAUCUGAAGACAAAGAUAAACAAACUACUUCUUCAGAAAGAGAAGGAAACUAUGAAAGAACUAAAAAGUGUAAUGGAUCAGGAAAGUAAGAAAGUAACUGAGGCAAAAGGUGAAGCAACUUCUAUUUCAGGAUCACUGAAAAACACAGAGCAGCUCUUUGAGAAACUAAUUCAGAGCAGACCGACGAAGACUCUGUCUCUAGCAGACAGAGUAGAGGAGCAACUAGCAACAUAUGAGAGAGGCACAAUGAAGGCUGAGAAGGUUUGUGACGGGUUAGACAUUAAGUUACAUCAAACAGAGGAUAAUCUUACAGCUAUGAAGAACAUGCAAUGGGGCAGAAUUCUGGUUGGUGAGAAUGUGGAUGAGGUAACAGAUGCUCAGUUGUUUGCGGCUUCAAGUAUGCAGACAGCGCCUUCAGUUGCCAUACAGUCAUUGCCUGUAUUGUCUGUAAAUAAAGAUGGCUCUACUCAUGCUGAAAAGUUACCCCCAAGGGAAGCAUGUACAGCUGGAGCAUCUGUAGAUGCACUCUCCACGAAGGAACAAAGGGAUUUAAAGAAGAAGCUUUGUGUUGAAAAUACUUCUGUCAAAACCAACGUAACAUAUCCUAAGGUGGAACCUCAGCCUUCUGUGUCCCCUAGAACAGAGGUAUUUCAAACACAAUCAGAUCCAAGACAAAGGGAUUUUGUUUCAGCCACCGUGUCAAACUCGACGCAGCAUGAAAAUUCUCCUCAAGCAACAGCUUCAGCUGUGUCUAACCCAACGAAUGUAGCUCCCAGUCCAGAAUUCCAACUGAAUCCCACCCAUGACUUUAAUGGUCUGUGCCCAAAUGAUGUCCAUUCUGCUAGUUAUGUGGGUGUGUGUCCAUUUGGACAGAACUGUCUUCUCAUAUUGGACAGGUGGAACAAGAAGUUGAAGCUGAUUCAGAUCGGGGGGAGGCGUCUGCUUGUCUAUGCCUUUGCCGACACCCAGGAGCCGUGGGAUGUGACGUAUAUCAGUCAGGACAGCGUUGCCGUCACCUGCCCCAGCACCAGCUACAUCCUCACCAUCUCCGUGACCAGUUCCUCCAUUGAUAUCAGUAGAUUCAUCAAAACUGUGGUCGGCUACUCUGCAGUUGCCCACCUAGAUGGACAUAGAUUUGCUGCUGGUGUGUGUAAACCUUUUGGAAUGCCACGUGUUGAUAUCCUGGACUGUUCCUCUGAUAAUGCAAACAUUCUCCGAGAACUCCCUUCAAAUGUGACCUACCCCCGAACAAUGGAUCUUACCCUGAACAAAGACCUCUUUAUCUGUGACUGGAGUCUGAAGGAGAUCUCAGUGUUCGACAAGAAUGACUUCACUCAGAAGCUUCGCUACAAAGGGUCAGGGAGAGAGGGUGUCCUCCGAGAACCUGUGGGGACCACCAAGGACAGACGAGGUAAUCUGUACAUAGCAGACAGGAAGACAAAGAAGAUUCACGUCAUAUCCUCCACAACCGGAUCCCGUUUGGGGCUAUUGACCCUGGACAUUCCAAGUGACCCCAAGGUUAUCGUGAUAGCGGAGGCAGAGAGACGGUAUUCCUCUAGUGGGGAGGUGUUGGUUGUGGCCACAGGGUCAGGCAGAUUGUUUGUGUACGACCUCAUCACACCUGACAUACCAUAGAUUGGACACAGUGAUUCCAUAAGCAGUCAUUGUCAAGCAUAUAUAGUGUUUGAUGAUACUUUGUGACGCUGAUUUACAGUGUUUGCCCUUAACUCUGAAAAGCUGCAGGUCUUAAGGACCCAGAACCAUAAAAAGUUGUGGGUCCUGAUCAGAAUGUGUAGGCCCUAUAUUUUAAUAUGGAAAUGAUACUCUUAGUAAUUGGGGAUGAGAAUGCUGUCAGCCAAAAGGACCUGCAGAAAACAAAAACUGUGGGUCCGAGUGGUUUUCAGUCGGCUUCAGGCCUAAGGACCAACAUUAAUUUUGAACGCUGCUGAUUUCUGAUAAUGUGAGAAAGUAUAGCAUGAUCUGUGAUUUCAUUGAGAUGACCCAAUGAUUUUUCUUGAAUGGAGGGGGCGGCUGGGUAGCCUAGUGGUUAAAGCGUUGGCUCAUCAAGCCGAAGACCCGGGUUCGAAUUCCCACAUGGGUACAAUGAGUGAAGCCCAUUUCUGGUGUCCCCCGCCGUGAUAUUGCUGGAAUAUUGCUAAAAGCGGCGUAAAACCAAACUCAGUCAGUCAGUCUUGAAUGGAGUUAAAUUAAAAAUGUCCAUACUUGUAAAUGGAUAUGAUGACAAAUGGGGGCCGGGGUUGGGAGAACGAUUGGUCACAACAUUGUCAUGCAUUUGUUGAGAAGAUAACAAAAGUAAUCCUAUAUAUUUACAGUGCUAACUUAGUGAUUGCAUAGUCCGACAGUUUACAAGCCUUUUCUAACUGGUGACAGAAAUUAUUAAUUGUUUCUGUAUAUAAAGAAGAAAUUGAUUACCUGGAACAGGUGGUGAAGUGAUUGUGACAUGACAGCGCAAGUACUUUGGUGCAGAUCAAUUUCUAUAUCCAGCUCCUCCAACCUGAGGGAUCAAUGUGGAUGUUUGUAGCGCAGUAGUACAGAGAUCAUCCAAUAUGUUCAGGGACAUGUUCACAUUGCAGAUUGAUUCGCUAGAUAUUCAAUGUGUCAUGUUACACUGUGUCAUGGUCAUGUGUUGGUAGGUUGGUUGUUUAACGCCACACUCAGCAAUCUUCACAGAUCUGGUCAUGUAUUGAUAAACAAUUCAGUUUUAUAAGCCUGUGUCUUUAGAUGAUAUGCACCAAUGAUUGUCUCACACCACUUAUAUUUAUGCAGGACAUAAAUCCUAAAUAUGGUUUCGGUUGGAUACUCUACA
This is a messenger RNA of Haliotis rubra (blacklip abalone), 4132 nucleotides long. RefSeq names its product E3 ubiquitin-protein ligase TRIM56-like. Gene Ontology annotation, cellular component: nucleoplasm; chromatin. NCBI's taxonomy places the organism in Eukaryota, Metazoa, Mollusca, Gastropoda, Lepetellida, Haliotidae. Gene Ontology annotation, biological process: positive regulation of DNA-templated transcription. The transcript has 2 exons. Gene Ontology annotation, molecular function: zinc ion binding; ubiquitin-protein transferase activity. Bases 667 to 2940 code for a protein of 757 amino acids. The record is from RefSeq and is a predicted model, not a curated record.